Messenger RNA from Acipenser ruthenus (sterlet), 4902 nucleotides. It is a transcript of the gene tor3a, whose product is annotated as torsin family 3, member A. The coding region runs from base 957 to 2069 and encodes 370 amino acids. NCBI's taxonomy places the organism in Eukaryota, Metazoa, Chordata, Actinopteri, Acipenseriformes, Acipenseridae. The record is from RefSeq and is a predicted model, not a curated record. Gene Ontology annotation, cellular component: nuclear envelope; endoplasmic reticulum lumen. The transcript is spliced from 6 exons. Gene Ontology annotation, molecular function: ATP binding; ATP hydrolysis activity.
GUUUUCACACCGAUGCCGGUAACCGGUAUAAUUUCCCUAGAUUGUAAACCAGCAUUAGAUGAUAUGUGGACUAAACGACUUCCGUGUCAGUCCGCGGCGAGCACAAUAGAAUUCUAUGCCGAACCCGACCUUGUUUAAAAGCCUAAUGGUUGUGUCAGCAGAGAGCAGCAGCGAUUUUAAUGUUGUUUUAGAUAUGUUUCUAAAAUCACAGGGUAGUGGUGAGAUGUAUCUGUUGUAUCGCAUUUAAAAAUGGCAUACUCGCUAGUCAGUUUUAAGGCAAAAUUUAGUUUAAGUAGAUGCCGCUGCUGCAUAUAUAUAGGUAGAAUAGUACUCCCAAAAACACAGGGAAGUCAACAUUGCAAAAAAGAAAUGCAGUCAUUGAUGUUAAAGGAAAUUGUGAUUAGACUUAGUAAUAUUAAUAGAUCAGGUAAAUAAGUUGGUCCAGUAAGUACAAGACUACUGAUGCAGUACUCAGUUUAUCACAGUGGUAGAGUACAUUCUCAUGGUCUCUGCAAUUGAGGUCUUGAAAGCUAAUGUUUGUAUAACAGUAUGAACUCUUCAAAUAAACGAUGACUUUUUGACAAAGCACGUACAUAAAUUACAGGUCGUAUUGGAGAAACUCUUGCUCCAUGCAUACUGAGCAAGUGUAGGACUAACAACCUGGCAGAUUAUUAAAGGCGGAUUUAUUAUUAUUUUUUUUUAAAAUUCUUAAAUCAGGACUAAAUGCACAGUUUUACUGUCCAUUUAAUUCAUCUCAAUGAUUAAAUCGCCAGCACACGCCAAACAUACAGCGUCACUAGGAUAUGACGUUUGAACCAGGAAGGAAGCCUAGACAUAUAGAAGGUGUUGAAAAGGCCGGUCGUAUUUCCAGUCCGAUAUAAAGGUGUGUUUGAGCGUAUCGCCGCAGUGUACUGCACUGUGUGGGUACCUGUACUGGGGCUGAAACGGAAGCCUAGAUGAUCUUACCGUUAUUCCUGCCCCUCGCCUGGGCGCUCUCUGUAAACGGGGAAUUUGGAGCAUUUUUCCAGUUGGGCAGCAUUUCAAAUGUGUCCAGAUAUUACUGGAAUUAUGUCUACUGUAAUAUCUGGGAAGGAGAGUGCCAACCGCACCAGGAUGACUCCAGCGUGCAGGUUCCCACAGAAGAUGCCUGGUCCAUGUUUUCAGAGGACUACAUGCAGCUUCUUUCAGACUGGUACUGUAGCCUGGGCCAAUGCUGCGAGACCGGGGACUGCAGGAUAAUCAAUAACAUUACAGGGCUGGAGAAGGACUUGGAGCAGAAGCUUCACGGUCAGCACCUAGCCCAGGCUGUGGUAGUGAGGGCAAUCCGAGGUUUUCUCAAAAACCCCUCCCCUGAGAAGGCCCUGACACUCUCCUUCCAUGGCUGGUCCGGAACUGGGAAGAACUUUGUGUCUCGGAUGAUCUCGGACAAUCUGUACCGAGACGGCAUGAAGAGCCAUUGUGUGCGUCUCUUCAUCUCCCCCUUCCACUUCCCUCACGCCAAGCUGGUGGACGUGUACCAGGGCCAGCUCAAGGACUGGAUCAGUGGGACGGUGCAGCACUGCCCCCAGGCCCUGUUCAUCUUCGACGAGGCUGAGAAGCUGCACCCAGGACUCAUCGACACCAUCAAACCCUACAUGGACCACUACCAAGACCUGGAUGGUGUCAGCUACAGGAGAGCCAUCUUCAUAUUCCUAAGUAAUAUUGGAGGGGCUGCCAUCAAUGAGGUGACCCUGGACUUCUGGCACUCCGGGCAGAACCGAGAGGACGUGGACAUGGAGGAUCUGGAACCGAGGCUGCGCACUGAAGCUCUUCAAUCACAAGGAGGAUUCUCUCAAAGCCAGCUCUUGACAGGGAACCUGAUUGAUUUCUUUGUGCCCUUCCUGCCCCUGGAGUACCGCCAUGUGAAACUGUGCGCUCGCGAUGCCUUCCGCUCCAGGGGUGUCUCUUACUCUGAGGAGAUCCUGGACGAGGUGGCCCGUGGCAUGCUGUAUGUCCCCAAGGAGGAGAAGCUGUUCUCAGCACAGGGCUGCAAGUCUGUCCCCCAGAGAAUCAACUUCUUCCUGCCCUGAGAGUUGGAGCGGGACAGAUGCAGCAGCACGCCGCGGCCUGGAGAGAGCUGGGCUCGCUGGGGCAUUCCUCUCUCUGUGUAGGGCUCCAAGAGAGAGGGGCUGGCUGCGUUCCUCUCUCUGUAGGGGCUCCAAGAGAGAGGGGCUGGCUGGGCGUUCCUCUCUCUGUAGGGGCUCCAAGAGAGAGGGGCUGGCUGGGCGUUCCUCUCUCUGUAGGGGCUCCAAGAGAGAGGGGCUGGCUGGGCGUUCCCCUCUCAGCAGCCACAGUGGUGCAGGCCCUGGCCAGUCAGCACUCUGGCUCCUCAGAGCUGAAAACUCAUAAGGAGACUUCAAUUCCCCAGCCUCAUUCUCUUAGAACUGCGUUACACAGAACUGCUCUACAUAUUUUAAACCCUCUUUUUUUUUUUUUAAAAUUAUUCACAUGACAUUUUAACUCGUGGCUGCUGAUUGCAUAAUGCACUGUAUACACAAUGCAACAUUUUUACUGUUUGUCCGUCAAGGAUUUUAAAGGGUUUAAAGUAUUGGCUAAAUGCACCAAGGCCUGUGUGGGAGCGUAUUGGGCCUUGUAAGUAAAGUAAUGAGGGACAAAAGUGCUUGAGAAGUGUGUGUGUGUGUGUGUGUGUGCGGGCCUAAAUGUAAGUCCUGGAAAAUGGCCUGUUUUAAAAAUGUUUUAUUUAUUUAUAGAUCAUAGAUUAUUCAUAUUUUAAAAUGUUCUUCCGUUCAGUUGUUCGAGAAGUGGUGCAUUGUAUGCAUGUAUAAAACAAGCAGCUUGAUAUUUUGCUUAAAUGCAGCAGUAAUAGAAAUAUUACUAUGAUAAUACCUAACCUGAGGAAGGGGCCUGGAUGUUUUUCUUUUUGUUUUUAAUAAAAUUAGCUUCAGUGCAGAAGCAGCAUUGUAUUUGUCACGACUUAUUAACAGAGCAGUCUUAAUUCAUCGCUGUGUUAUACAGUCCCAUUAUUGGAAAAAUGAAUCUCCAAUAUUAGCAUUGACAUACAGAAUUGUUAGCCUGCUCCAGUUUGAUCUCUUCUGUUGCAGUUUCUGUACUUUUUAAUCGCAUGUCUUUUUUAAAUUAGUCUAGUUAUUACAGAAAACGAAAUCUGAUCAAAAAUGGGAAGCAGUUCAAAGGUUCUUACUUGUUACCUGUGUUACUGCUGCUGACUUCAAGCUUAUGUUUACUUUGGCAAAUGUUUUUUAGAUGGUCAUUUGUUUGAUGGUUGAUUUUUUAGUUGAGUAAUACUGUGCAGCUAAACAUGACGAGGUCAGACUGGUGUGUGUGUGUUCAAAGAGCCUGAUGAUGAUUCCCGUAUUUGUAAAUCGCAUUUAAAACAGACCAUGAUAUUUGAAGAAGUCUUUGCAGAGUGUCGUGGUGUGCUUCAACAACAGCAUUACUGAGCUUGGGUACAGUACAAUGGUGUGGUUAAACAGGAUUACUGAGCUUCAGUACAGAAGGGUGCCCCUCGCUUGUUUUUAUUUUUAAAACAAUUGAAGCUAAAAAGAUCUAGGGACAACCACUAUUUUGCAAAUAUUUAUUAAAAGUACAAUGAUCUGCUUUGAAUACAUUUCAAAUAGGACGCAUUGCCAGUAUGUGGUGACUGCUUGGCAUAAUCCAGCGAAGAAUGCUUUGAUACUCUUGCUGUUACAAUAAGGGUACGACUCUGCUGUUGAAUCAAUGCAAUACAGUAAACAAAUGAGUGACAGACAGAAGGCGGAAGAAUCUAUUUCUUACCUAUUAUUAUCUCUGCUCCUCAUAUUGUUGUGCUGAAGAUUGUCUUGUUUUCUUCUUUAAUUGGGCUUUGCAGCAUUUCAAAGCACAGCACUAUAUGUAGGAAAGUUUAACCAUGUGGUUAUCACCUCCUGUUCUUAAAACAAAAUGUGCAAUUUUGAAGCACACCCAGUGAUAAUGUUACCAACGCCUUGGUUAGAUCCUUGAAAUGCACAAUGCAGUUCUCUGAGGAAGGUAUUGAAUGUUUAUAGAAGGGUCUUUGAACUUCCUAUGAAGGUGGAAGUGAAAUGCAUAUAAAGGCAUCCACAAAUGUUUCACCUUGUUCCUCAUAACAAACCUAUAGUUGUCAGUUUGAUUUAAUCAAAUAUUGUUUCAACUAUUAUUUCCUGGCUGCCACACUGUAGUGCAGAUCUGGCCCUAGAAAGGAAGUAACAUACCCAAAUCCUCAGACCUUCUGUAUAUCUUUAUUUUAAUCCCCGAGGGAUCAUUCCACCACUGUUUCUGAUCCUGAUAUCUGUCUGAAACAACACAGUGAAAUUACCCUCAUACUCAGUGUAAGCAUGUGAAGAUGCCAAGGAUAUAGGCUUGCAGGGUAGAAAAGAAUGUGCUUUUUCUUUCUUCAAAACACAUUGAGAACAAGUGCAGAUGCAGAGGGGGUUACACUAGCCCUGUUACACAAGCUCACUAAAAUAUUUGUAUGACUGAAAAGUAAUCACCUUUUCUUCAAAUAAAUACGAACGUUUUUUGUGUGCAAGCCGUUCCAAUACAAUGUAGUUGCACCUGAAUUAAUACCCAUGUACUAUCUAUGCAGAUUGAAGGGAGGAGAUGCUUGUUCUUUGUACCCCAGACAUGCUGGAGGGAUGUCCAUGUGCAGACCAUCUGCACCAUUGAAAAGGCUGGACUGGUUUAGCAUUUCUUAAAGACCCACAGGCUUUUCUUUAGCAUUGCUAUGAAGCCCAAGGAUUUUACCCUCUACAAAUCAAGUGAUUUUACUUUGUAAGCUGACUAACCCGGAACUGUAUUUAUUUCAGUACACAUUGUUUUUAUAUUAUGACAUUAUUUUUACAUUUGUGUUUUCAAUGUUAAAUAAACAGAUCUGACUGGUUUCAAGUA